CAGCUGUGGCUCUAGACGCCUCCAGGCUCCUGCUCCACCGGCUUUCAUCACUGACUAGUUUAUCUGGGCGCCCUGGAAGGCUUUCUACUAGGCGCUGGCGCUUCAGAAAAAUGGCGGCUGAGGUGACCGCCAAGAGCAGAGUAUUUUCCGGGAGUGCGAACACUAGAGGGUGUGACGUCAUCUCCCCGCGCCCUGUCAUUCAUAGCAGAGCAGUAUGGCUGCGCUGUCAGGAUUCCUGCGCUCCAAGCUCUUCUCCGGGCAGCAGGCUGGACUCAUCCACUCCGGUUUCCGGUUACUAGCAGCCGACAAGGAACUUUUAGUUAAACUCCGAAAGAAAACCGGCUACUCGUUUAUUAACUGUAAAAAAGCACUAGAAAAGUUCAACAAUGAUACAAAACAGGCAGAAGCAUGGCUCCACCAGCAAGCUCAGAAAGAAGGAUGGAAUAAAGCUACCAAGUUACAAGGAAGAAAGACGGCAGAGGGUCUUGUGGGUCUUCUACAGGAAGGCAGCACAGCAGUGAUGGUGGAAGUGAAUUGCGAGACAGACUUUGUUGCCAGAAAUGUGAAGUUUCAGCAGCUGGUUCAGCAGGCUGCUCUUUGUACUCUGAGGCACUGCCGGAGCGCGGAGCAGCACCAGGCUUCUUAUUCAAAGUGUUUCCUGCCGGGUGAGGAGAUUUUGCAAAUGAAGUCAGAGGAAUUGUCUCUCAAAGAUCUUCUUGCAAUGACAAUAGGAAAACUUGGAGAAAACAUGUUAAUGAGAAGGGCUGCAUGGGUCAUGGUCUCCCCUGAAAUGUUUAUCGGGUCAUACAUGCAUGGCGCUUUGCAAGCAGACCUGCCGUCCUUGACUAACAUGUCAUUUGGCAAAUAUGGGUCAUUGGUUGUAUGUAGAAAGACUGAUGAAAGUUCUACAAGCAACAUUACUGAACUUGGUCGUAGGCUGGGCCAGCAUGUCGUUGGCAUGAAUCCCUUGUCAGUGGGGUCUAUAGAGGAUGAAUCCGCUGGAGAUGCAGAAACCAGAAUGUUGGCCCAGCCUUUCCUUCUGGAGCCCAGCUUGACUGUAGGACAGUAUCUCCAGCCACAUGGAAUACAAGUGUUGGAUUUUGUGCGCUUUGAAUGUGGAGAGGAACCACAGUCUUCAGAAGCCAGUCAGCCUUAAGGAGUCAUUCUAAACCAGUGAUGGCUAACCUCCGGCACUCCAGCUGUGGUGAAAAUACGACUCCCAGCAUGCUCCAUUCAUUUCUGUGGAGUUCUGAAAACAGCCAAGCAAGAGUGCAUUCUGGGAUUCGUAAUUUUACCACAGUUGGAGUGCCGGAGGUUAGCCAUCACGGUUCUAAACCAUUCCUGCCCCAGUGUUUUCAGCUGAAAUAAACUUUACAAAUUUAAUACUGUACAAUUGGUGUUUCUACCUGAACAAAAAUGUGUAUAUUAUAUUGAAAGUAUCCAA
Molecule: messenger RNA, 1444 nt
Organism: Bufo gargarizans (Asiatic toad)
Lineage: Eukaryota; Metazoa; Chordata; Amphibia; Anura; Bufonidae
Gene: TSFM
Product: Ts translation elongation factor, mitochondrial
Exons: 6
Coding region: 215-1156 (313 amino acids)
Biological process (GO): mitochondrial translational elongation
Cellular component (GO): mitochondrial matrix
Molecular function (GO): translation elongation factor activity; protein binding
Source: RefSeq, a predicted model, not a curated record